AUGUCUGUUCCAUUGGCUGAAAAGAACCACGAGAGAGACCAGGAGUUUGCUAAGGCUUUGCACGGUACUUCUUACCAGAAGACUGGUUUGGGUGCUCUUAUGUCCAAGUCUAAGGAUGCCUCGGAUGUGGCCAACAACGGUUACUUCAAGCACUGGGACGGUGGUGUCACCGAGGACGACGAGAAGAAGAGAUUGGGUGACUACUCCCAGUUGACUUCCCACUACUACAACUUGGUCACUGACUUCUACGAGUACGGUUGGGGUUCGUCGUUCCACUUCUCUCGUUACUACAAGGGUGAAGCUUUCAGACAGGCCACUGCCAGACACGAGCACUACUUGGCCCACAAGAUGAACCUUGAUGAGAACAUGAAGGUUUUGGAUGUCGGCUGUGGUGUCGGUGGUCCAGGUAGAGAAAUCUGCAGAUUCACUGACUGUACCAUUGUUGGUUUGAACAACAACGACUACCAGAUUGAGAGAGCCAACCACUACGCCAAGAAGUACAAGAUGGACCACAAGUUGUCUUACGUCAAGGGUGACUUCAUGCAGAUGGACUUUGAGCCAGAGUCUUUCGACGCUGUGUACGCCAUUGAGGCCACUGUCCACGCUCCAGUCUUGGAGGGUGUCUACUCUGAAAUCUACAAGGUCUUGAAGCCAGGCGGAGUUUUCGGUGUCUACGAGUGGGUCAUGACCGACAACUACGACGAGACCAACGAGGAGCACCGUAAGAUUGCCUACGGUAUCGAGGUUGGUGACGGUAUCCCAAAGAUGUACAAGAGAGAUGUUGCCGAGCAGGCCCUUAAGAACGUUGGUUUCGAGGUUGAGUACCAGAGAGACUGCUCUGACGUUGAUGACGAGAUCCCAUGGUACUACCCAUUGGCUGGUCAGUUCAAGUAUGCCCAGAGCUUGGGUGACUACUUUACCAUUUUCAGAACCUCUCGUUUCGGUAGAAGCGUCACCACCGAGCUCGUUGGCUUGAUGGAAAAGCUUGGUAUCGCUCCAAAGGGCUCCAGACAGGUCACUGGUGCCUUGGAGGAUGCUGCCAUUAACUUGGUUAAGGGUGGUGAGCAGAAGUUGUUUACUCCAAUGAUGUUGUACGUUGUGAGAAAGCCAUUGGACUCUAAGUAA
This is a messenger RNA of Candidozyma haemuli, 1125 nucleotides long. RefSeq names its product sterol 24-C-methyltransferase (gene ERG6). The record is from RefSeq and is a predicted model, not a curated record. The coding region runs from base 1 to 1125 and encodes 374 amino acids. The transcript has a single exon. Gene Ontology annotation, cellular component: endoplasmic reticulum. Lineage: Eukaryota; Fungi; Ascomycota; Pichiomycetes; Serinales; Metschnikowiaceae. Gene Ontology annotation, molecular function: sterol 24-C-methyltransferase activity. Gene Ontology annotation, biological process: ergosterol biosynthetic process.